AUGUCAAACCGGGACGAAUGCGAUGUCGUGGACAAUCACAGCAGUCGAAGCGGCGGCCAGGAGACACCGAGAAAGUCUGAAGAAUCCCAGGUUAACGACGCCGACCCCGAAAGGGAGAUGAAGGCCUGGGAAGCGGGUCUCGAACUUGGUUUCGAGGGAGGCGUCGCCCACCCCUCCUCCUUCGUCUUCCUCAAAAGAGACGUAGGCAUGGCGGCGGCAGCAGCUCUGUCUCCUACGGGCCAGAUCCUUCAUGUCGCAUCAGGCGAGGUCAAGGCUCUCGAAAUCAAACACAUCAUGGUCGCGCCCUCUAUGAGAGUCCGUGCCGCGUCCAUGGAACCCCUUGGCCCUCGGUUCCCCUCCCUACUCCACGCGUUCCUCUCCCCUCAAAAGAGAAAGCCCUCCGCUGGCUUUGAAGACGAGGCUACGAUUGUUGCCGAAAAUACCCUCGUGUUUCCCGAAAAGGCGUACAUGGUCUCGCCUAGCCCCGUACCCCAAAACCCUCCUGUGAGGCCGGAGGAGCCUCAUCGCGUCCCAAGCGAGGUCCAAACUAUGUCAGCGGCCCGCCGGUCGCCCCCUCCCCGCGCCACUCAAGCCCGUACCUGGCUCGCAACACCCGAACGCCUGGAAAAAGAACUCGAGCGGCCAAGGGAAGCUGACAAGCCUACACAGCAGUGGCACCCCACAGAGCGAGAAGAGUCACACGGGGCCAGAUUUUCUGAGGAGUCGGAAGAGUCAGAAGAGUCAGAAGAGGAAGAGCUGGUUCAGUUUAGGGGACCCAAUCUGCUCGUAGCCCCAUCUCCCGAGCCGACCCGACCCCAGGGCCUCAGACAGACGCAGUCACACCAAUAUCUUCCAGUGCCGGCCACGCGAAAUCGAUCUAACUCGAAUGAGGAUGGCAACCGGCUUGGGCAGCACGUCCAUGGAAGUGGAAUGCAGCAGGACGCGGCGAGUCGCCGACUCCGUGCACGGUCUUUUGAUAAUCGCGCCACCAUGGCCCAGGGAAAAUGGGAGCUUCAGGUGUCUAUACUUGACCAGACUGGGGCCGGUUUUAGGCGCUCCUCUCGGUCGCCCUCGCCAUCUCCUGCAGAAACUCCCUCCUCUACGGACGACACCCUUCACUACCACGCCGCCUACGGCGUCUCAUUCUCCGGACCCUCAGACCGCCUACUCCUCCUCGAGCUCUACCUCGAUUGCUUCGCCGCCCCAGCCCCCGACUCCCCGUACCCCGCAAAUAGGCGGAGCUGCUGCUCUCUGCCACGCAAACUUUGCCAGUCCGGCCAAGGUCAAGCUGCUAGCCGAAGCCCCCGAAGUGUUCCUUAUAAGCCUUCGGCCCCGCCGCUUUUCUACACUUCUGCGCCUAUGCCCACCUCCAACGCAUCCCCGCCGUUGUUUUCCUCGCCUGAUUAUGCCGCUGCCCACAGACUCGCCCAUAAUCCUAGCAUGCAAUAUACCGGACCAGCACGACGAUCGUAUAUCGAGCUCAACUACGGGCGCGAUACCAUGAAGGAGUCUUUUGGGUCCACGGCGAAGCCUGUGCGAAAUAUCCAAGAGGCGGAACUAUCCAGCAGACUCUCGGGGCCCCCAGACAUGCCCGCGUUCUUCUAA
Molecule: messenger RNA, 1605 nt
Organism: Parascedosporium putredinis
Lineage: Eukaryota; Fungi; Ascomycota; Sordariomycetes; Microascales; Microascaceae
Source: the annotation of a GenBank genome assembly